Blumeria graminis f. sp. triticale is the source of this 2919-nucleotide messenger RNA. Lineage: Eukaryota; Fungi; Ascomycota; Leotiomycetes; Helotiales; Erysiphaceae. The record is from the annotation of a GenBank genome assembly.
AUGACCUGUGGGUGGAUAUACGGCGCACGAUCCUCCAGCGGUGUCAAAGCGAAACAGACACCUCUCCCGCAUCAAACAACUGCACUUUUAGAAAGAGGUACAUCAGUGUUCAAAACGGAUGCAGAUAAAAUGAGAAGAAGUCGAGGGACAGCCUUCCGAUCAAAUGGAGCCGCAAUACCCGAUUCUCUCUCUCUCAUACGUUCCUUCAACCUCGAAACAAAUCCCACGCGGCCAGUACGCCCAUCUCCCCUAACGGCUUCCACCAUUCCAGAUAUGCCACUUGAUCUAGUUGAUCGUAUUAGAUCUUUUCCUCUUUUCUUAUCAGCGCCAGAUACGUUUUUGACAGCUAUUGGGAAACAUUUACGACCGCAGGUCCAUCCACCACACGAUCAUAUAUUGGCUGAGGGAGAUGAGGCAAAAGCGAUGUACUGGCUUGUGCGUGGUGCUGUCGCUGUUACUUCUAGAGAUGGAGAGGCGACAUAUGCAGAACUAAAACCGGGAGCCUUCUUCGGAGAAAUUGGAGUAAUUAUGGAUGUUCCACGAACUGCUACUAUAAUCGCUAGGACGAAGUGCUUAUUACUCGUAUUAAAGAAGGAAAAUCUUAGAGCUGAGCUACCCAACUUCCCUGACAUGGAAAGAGCAAUCAUUGAAGAGGCGCAGGAAAGAUUAACAAUUCUUAACAAAAAGCGGAUGGAGAGCGGAUUUGGUCCCAAACUUGUCAGCACACUACCAUCAAGAGGAGUUAAAACACGAGAAUCUGUACCUGGAGAAGUUUCGACUGGAGAUAUCGGUGUAAUCGAAAAAGGACUAGUUAUUAAUACGAAAAAACGAAAAUCACCUGGCCCACAAGCUAUUGAAGACCCUACAGCUGGAAGUGCGCUUGGAAGUGGCUUUGUAAACAUAAGAAGAACUUUGAAGGAGCUACCUUUAUUCUCAAAUCUCCCACCAGACAUUCUACACUUGCUGGGUCUAAGUGCACAGCCAAAAACAUACCCACCAUUUACCGAUAUCCUUCUGCAAGGCUCCCAAGGCAAUGAGAUAUACUUCAUUGUAAGAGGCGAAGCUGAGGUGCUACAUGAAAAUUUAAAUAAGAUUAAUGACAAUGGCUCUUAUCUCCGGCCCAGAUUAAAGAAAGGGCAAUACUUUGGGGAAGUAACGAGUUUAUCUUUGGCUUCUAAGAGGACUGCUACAGUUAGAGCCAUUACCACUGUGGAAUGUCUAAUAAUCAGUGGCGAAGUCCUCGAGGAGCUUUGGCGUCGGUGCCCUCCGGAUGUAAGACGACAAGUUGAAAAAACAGCAAUUUCUCGGAUUGGGCGACAGGAUGAGGAUACAUUUAUGUCAGAGGCUGGCCCAAUAGAAACGAUAAAUGUGCAUUCAGAUCAAACAAAGAACACAGAUUGUAAAUCAACCUUAGCGGAAGCAGCAUUCAUCCCAUGGAAACCGCCAAGUCGUCAUAUAUCUAGUCGAGCUGACAAUGUAGGUGCAAAAGAGCCAGCUGUGGAACCGUUUGACCCAGACCCUUUUCUCAGCGUGAAUAUAGAUAAUAUGAAAACCCGAACAAGGAGAGGCUCAUGGGCACCUCCAACGCACGAGAGUAUUUUAACACAAAUUAAACCUAUCAUGAGAUCAAAGUCGCAAAAUCCCACGCCGAUAAAACCAUCACACCCAUCUACACCCUAUUGUCCUAAGAGGCCUAAAACAGACCAACGCUUGUCCCAUUGCGGGACCCUACCUGAUAGCAUUCUCAUCACAAUUUUUUCGCAACUAGAUAUUUACCAGCUAAUGCGCUUACGCUUGAUCUCUUCGCAUUGGCUAAACUUAAUUACUAACUCUCCCCUUCUCUGUCACAAUUUAGAUCUCUCUCUUUUCAAUCGAUAUGUAACCAACACAGUUCUUAUUCAAUCUAUAAUACCUUUCAUCGGUGCCCGCGUUAAGAGAGUUGAUAUAUCUAACUGCUACCAUAUUACCGACGAGGGGUUCAUAGCCCUUUCGGCACGUUGUGGCGCUGAGGCCACGGUGUGGAAGAUGAAAUCAGUCUGGGAUAUAUCAGCCAAUUCUAUUUUGGAAAUGGCAAAUAAUGCCAAAGAUCUCGAGGAAAUAGAUCUUUCUAAUUGCAGAAAAGUUUCUGAUAAUCUACUCGCUCGUAUUGUGGGCUGGAUUGUCUUUGAUUCUACUCCUACUCCGCCGUCAAAAUCUCACAGUCUAGAACAUGCCACGAAGGCAUCGCUGACGGUUCAGUCGUCGCCUGUAUGCACUGUAUUUGGAUGUCCUAAACUAAAAAGCUUGACUUUGUCGUAUUGUAAGCAUGUUACAGAUCGUUCGAUGGCCCAUUUAGCUGUUCACGCCCACAGUAGACUUGAAAGCAUUGAUCUCACUAGAUGUACAACUAUUACAGAUGCUGGCUUCCAGCACUGGAGUGUUUAUCGAUUUGAUAAGCUGCGGAGAUUAAUACUGGCAGAUUGUACCUACUUAACAGAUAAUGCUGUCGUUUACCUUUGCAACGCUGCUAGAGAGCUGCGGGAGUUAGACUUGUCCUUCUGUUGCGCUCUUUCAGACACAGCCACUGAGGUUCUUUCGCUUGGCUGUCCUCAUCUUUCUAGACUUAAAUUAUCAUUCUGUGGUAGCGCUGUUUCUGACUCAUCAAUGCGCUCCAUCGCCUUACAUCUCCUAGAACUAAAGUAUCUCUCCGUUCGGGGCUGUGUACGCGUCACUGGUAUUGGGGUUGAGGCUAUAGUUGAAGGUUGUGGGAUGCUCGAAUUAUUAGAUGUCAGUCAGUGUAAGAACUUACAGCCUUGGCUUGACAAUGGUGGGGAGGAGAGGGCAAAAAGUCGCUGGAGAAGUACAGGCGGCGGCAAGCCAGUGUUCCAGACAUUAAAGGGUAAUUGCAGUGCCAAAGGGGAUGCAUUGAGUUUGAGAUGA